Spirometra erinaceieuropaei is the source of this 2850-nucleotide messenger RNA. Lineage: Eukaryota; Metazoa; Platyhelminthes; Cestoda; Diphyllobothriidea; Diphyllobothriidae. The record is from the annotation of a GenBank genome assembly.
AUGCUCACAGCAGUAACAAAUGCAACGGGAAAUUCGGCUGGUGCUAAACUGAGGUGCUUGUACACGAAUGCCCAAAGCCUCAUAUCGAAACUAGACGAACUAAAACUUUGCCUUGUUGAGCUGUCUCCAGAUGUUUUAGCAGUAACUGAGACCUGGCUGUCCGGGAAUAUUAGUGAUAACGAAGUAGCCUUGCCUGGAUACCAAAUUUAUCGGAGGGACAGGGAACAUCGUCAGGGUGGUGGUAUCGUUGUGUAUGUGAAUGAAGGUCUGGCAGUGUCGGAUCACACCACCAAGUUUGCGUGCAGUACGGAAGCUAUCUGGUUGACCAUCAAGGCUACCGGUUCCCCGUGUCUCGACGUCCUUACUGUCUACCGACCACCUAGGACAGAUCGAAUCGCCGACGCUCAACUAUUGGAGCAGUUGGAGAAAUUUUCCAGUCGACCUAACAUCAUGAUCAUGGGCGACUUCACCGCACCAGGAACAAACUGGAAUACCCUCCAAGCGUCAGGUCCAAAAUCGGCAUUCGAUUACCGCCUGUUGAGCAAGACAUUAAAUGCGUGCCUCACACAACAUGUCAUGUUCCCAACGAGAACACGUGAAGGACAAAGGGCAAACUGCCUGGAUCUGGUCCUUACGAAAACACCAGACAGCAUAGACGAGAUCGCCUCCAUGCCGCCCCUUGGCCGAAGUGACCACGUAGUGCUUAUGUGGGAUUAUUCGUUAUUCUCCAUUUCACACACUCCAGACCACAAAAGGCGUAAUGUUUGGCGGGGCGACUUCAAUCAGAUGAGGGCAGACUUAUCCGGUCUUGACUGGGGCUCAUUGUUUGCGGGAAGUGCCAACGAUGACUGGGAGCUGUUCAAGAAUGUCCUUCUGCAGCUCAUCAAUAACCACUGCCCACUGACAAGUGUAAGACUGAACAAACGCCCUGGGUGGCUAAAUAGCAACCGCAAGAAAGAAAUCAACUGGAAGUACAAAUUGUGGAGAAAAUACUGCGUCACUAGACAAGCUGAAUACUUCAACACCUACAAGACACAGAGGAACAAACUGAGGAAGCUGAUAAUGCAGACGCGGCGGGAAUUCGAGAAGAACUUGCUACAAAAAACAACGCAGAACCCAAAAUUGCUCUACAGCUACCUCCGACGAAAUACAAGGAACAGGCAUCAAAUCCCCUUGAUAAAGACUACUGAUGACGUUGAGAUCGCCGAUGGUAGGGAUAAAGCUGCGUAUUUUUCACGGUUUUUUCAAUCAGUCUACACAAACGAGGCAAGGUUCCUUCCUCCCUCCACAGAAGAACUGCCGACUCCAAGCGUCAGUGAUAUACUCUUCUCAGAAGGCAUUGUCCGAAGAGAAUUAGAGGCAUUGAACGAAUCGAAGUCGCCAGGACCAGACGAGAUUCCAUCCAAGCUUCUGAAGAAACUUGCCCGUGAGCUCUCUUUGCCUUUGUCGAUGCUCUUUCAAACGUCAUUUGACACUGGAACACUUCCUAUCGAUUGGAAGCUGGCGCAUAUUACUCCGCUACACAAAGGAGGUAACAGGGCGGCGACGACAAAUUACCGGCCCAUAAGCUUGACAUGCAUUAUCUGCAAAGUUAUGGAAAGGAUCAUAAAGUGUGAACUAAUGCAAUUCCUGGAAGUUCACGGCCUGCUAUCGAAAUGCCAAUAUGGGUUCCGAGCAGGAAGAUCCUGCACGACAAACCUGCUGCAAUCUCUCCAGAGCUGGACCCGAGCUCUCGACGACAGGCACGCGGUCCACAUAACCUUCAUCGACUUCCAGAAGACUUUCGACACUGUGCCACACCAAAGGCUCUUACAUAAGCUGAAAAAUAUAGGGAUCGGUGGCAACUUCCAUAAAUGGAUCGAAAACUUCCUUGUGGGUCGACAGCAGGUUGUGUGCGUCGGUCGGGGAAAAUCAGAUCCGGCUAUGGUCGAUAGUGGUGUCUCCCAGGGUUCAGUACUGGGACCCAUUUUGUUCCUUAUCUACGUGGACGAUGCCACAAGAACUGUAGACUGCGAAGUAGCAAUGUUUGCGGAUGACAUGAAGAUAUGGAGUGUAAUUCGGGGUCCUGCCGAUGAAGACAGACUGCAGAUGAACCUGAAUCGGUUGGAGCAGUGGUCAAACCGUUGGCUCCUGCGGUUCAACGUUGCCAAAUGUAGCAUACUUCGCCUAGGCAACACAGCCAGAUCCGCCAGCACAAGAGGCUACUUUCUGGGCGGUGCAGCCCUACAAGAGGUCGAAGCCCAAAAGGACCUCGGUGUGCUGACGACGAGUUCCCUAAAGCCAUCCGCCCAUUUUUCGAGAGUGGGAAAAAACGCAAUGUCCGUACUGUACGCCAUCAAGCGUGCCUUUAUGGACUUUGACGAAAAUGCUUUCUCGAAGACAUUCGGAACAUUCGCCCGGCCGCAUUUAGAGUACGGCAUACAAGCUUGGAGACCGUGGGCUGUUGAGGAUCAAAACUGCCUCGAAAGAGUCCAGAGGAGAGCCACAAAGAUGGUUAGGGGUCAAAGCUCCUUUCCUUAUGCGACCCGCCUAGUAAAUCUGAACCUCUUUCCUUUGAGUUACAGGCAACUUCGCGGAGAUCUCUUGCAAGCCUUCCGCAUUGUAAAGGGGUUGGAUUGCAGUCUGGCCUUCGAGGUCUUUUUUGAAUUUGCUACCAUGACCAACCUCCGAGGUCACCGGUUAAAACUGCGCACUCAGCAGGCACGGCUGGAUGAGCGGAAGUUCUCCUUCUCGGUUCGGGUGGUCAAACCAUGGAAUGAGCUUCCCGCAUAUGUUGUGAUGUCACCAUCUAUACAAAGUUUUAAAAAGAAUGUCGACAUAUUUAUGUUCCGAAAUGACCAAGAGCGAUGA